AUGGACUUGCUUACUGCUCUCCUCCUCUCGCCAGGGCGUGUCCUCCAGCGGGCACUGACGUCUUCCCACUGUCUUCUCGCACUGUUCCCUGCGGCUCGUCACUGCCGGCCGCAUUCCAACUCGACCUUUGUCGUACCGCUGUCCUUCGGUAUCCGCAUGGACCGCGCGUCGACAUUGGCUAGACAGCAUCUCAAUGGCGCCAGGACAUGUCUCACGAGCGCUCGCAACAACCUCGGGCACAUUCCUGCGGUAGCUGUCAUCGACCUCAGGCUACUGGAGCCAGUGCAGCAGCAGCAUGCUGGGGGCCAGGAGUUAUAUUCCACGUCGUUCCAUAAGGCCGCUUCACUGCGUUAUGUUUGUCCCAUCGAGCGACUCUGCAUCUGGCCACGUUAUGUGUAA
Molecule: messenger RNA, 399 nt
Organism: Sparassis crispa
Lineage: Eukaryota; Fungi; Basidiomycota; Agaricomycetes; Polyporales; Sparassidaceae
Exons: 2
Coding region: 1-399 (132 amino acids)
Source: RefSeq, a predicted model, not a curated record